AAAUGGUUAUGCUAUUGGCGAUUGGAUCAGACAAAUGCGUGUUAACAUACCAUGGGCGAUAAAUCAAGAUGGAGUCCCAAAUGUCAUCACAACAGCCAUCAGGAUUAAUCGGAUUACUGAACGUGAAACAGGCACACUCGACCGCAUUUGA
Molecule: messenger RNA, 151 nt
Organism: Paraglomus occultum
Lineage: Eukaryota; Fungi; Glomeromycota; Glomeromycetes; Paraglomerales; Paraglomeraceae
Source: the annotation of a GenBank genome assembly